GUAGUUUCGGACGCGACUCCUGCGAGUCUGUGACCUGUAUCGACUGCGCGCACUUACUGUUUUCAGUUUCUUUCUCACUAUACAAUUCUCUCUCUCUCUCUCUCCACACUUCCUCUCUCCUCAGUGCGCUCUCUCUCUCUCUCUCUCUACAAAGGAGAUUGGAAAUGCGGUUUGCCUUUCACGGUGGGCAUCGCUUCCAAGGCAAGCAAUAAAGGCUUAGAAAAACCCUAAAAAAGGCACAACGUUUCUCUCUCUGACCGAUGAUGAUGUUCUUCUUCGCCUUCUGCUACACUGUGUCUGACCUCUUGACUUCAAUUCCAUGACGAUCUACCUAUAAAUUUCAAUUCCUAUGACAAUGGACUUCCAAAUUUCGCCCUCCAUAGCACUUGUCGACACUUUCAAGUUCGAUUUUUGCCGUGUGGUUUGGUUUUCAGUUUGUUGAGGGUGCGAAUUGAAUUUGACUGUAUAUUUCAGCUUGAUUUUGCUCUCAAUUUGGCGAAGUGACGGUGGACAGGAGCUGUAAUGGCGUCGAAGCAUGGAUCAAGAUCGAAGAAAUCGAAUUUGAGCAGCUCGAAAGCUGCACAUUCACUUUCGUCGACGACGACUUCGUCUUCCAAACAGUUUCUGGAAACGUCUGUUGACGGCCAGAGCUCGCCUGCGUCUUCGUCGGCUCGAAGCAAGGCGCAGUACUUUUACUCGGAGAGUUUGAAUUUGGACUCUGAGAGAUCCAAAGAGAAUGUAACCGUCACCGUCCGUUUCCGACCUCUCAGUCCGAGGGAGAUUCGUCAAGGGGAGGAAAUUGCGUGGUAUGCGGACGGAGAAACAAUUUUGCGAAACGAGCACAACCCGUCAAUAGCGUAUGCAUAUGAUCGGGUUUUUGGCCCUACAACCACCACACGUCAUGUCUAUGAUGUUGCUGCUCAACAUGUUGUCAAUGGUGCGAUGGAAGGCAUCAAUGGCACUAUUUUUGCAUAUGGCGUGACGAGCAGUGGGAAGACUCACACGAUGCAUGGCAAUCAGAGAUCCCCUGGAAUCAUACCACUGGCUGUGAAGGAUGCUUUCAGUAUCAUCCAAGAGACUCCAACCCGAGAAUUUCUUCUCCGUGUUUCAUAUUUGGAAAUUUAUAACGAGGUUGUUAAUGACUUGUUGAAUCCAGCAGGACAGAAUUUAAGAAUCAGAGAGGAUGCUCAGGGCACUUUUGUUGAAGGAAUAAAGGAAGAAGUUGUAUUAUCACCUGCUCAUGCUCUUUCCCUUAUAGCCGCUGGAGAAGAGCACAGACAUGUUGGAUCCACAAAUUUCAACCUACUUAGCAGCAGAAGCCAUACAAUAUUUACCCUGACAAUAGAAAGUAGUCCAUGUGGUGAAAGCAAUGAUGGGGAAGCUGUUAAUUUGUCACAGCUGAACCUCAUCGAUCUGGCAGGUUCUGAGAGCUCCAAGGCUGAAACUACUGGUCUGCGACGAAAAGAAGGAUCUUAUAUUAAUAAAAGCCUGCUAACCCUUGGAACUGUUAUAUCAAAGUUGACAGAUGGAAGAGCUUCUCAUGUACCAUACAGGGACUCUAAAUUGACCAGGCUCCUGCAGUCUUCAUUAAGUGGUCAUGGACGUGUUUCUCUCAUCUGCACUGUUACUCCUUCAUCAAGCAAUUCAGAAGAGACACACAACACAUUGAAGUUUGCCCACCGUGCAAAGCACAUUGAAAUCCAAGCAGCACAAAACAAGAUAAUUGAUGAGAAAUCACUUAUCAAGAAAUACCAAAACGAGAUUCGCAGUUUAAAGGAGGAGUUGGAUCAAUUAAAAAGGGGUAUUGUUACAGUUCCUCAAAUGAAAGAGACUGGAGAAAAAGACAAUAUUGUGCUCCUAAGACAAAAGCUAGAAGAUGGUCAAGUCAAGCUGCAAUCGAGAUUGGAACAAGAAGAAGAGGCCAAAGCUGCUUUAUUGAGCAGGAUACAGAGGCUGACCAAAUUAAUUUUGGUGUCCACAAAAACUUCUCAAUCAUCAAGAUUACCCCAGCGCCCUGGUCCAAGGAGAAGACAUUCCUUUGGAGAAGAAGAGCUUGCAUACCUCCCAUUCAAAAGGCGGGACCUGAUCUUGGAUGAUGAAAACGUUGACUUGUAUGUUUCUCUUGAAGGGAAUGCGGAGCCUGCAGAUGACACAUUUAAGGAGGAGAAAAAAGCCCGGAAGCAUGGACUGCUGAACUGGUUAAAGCUACGGAAACGAGAUAGUGGUGUGGGUGCUUUGCCAAGCAUUGGUGACAAGUCAAGUGCAAUAAAAUCUGCUAGUACACCUUCAACACCUCAAGCAGAAAGCAUAUAUUUUCAUACAGAAUCCAGAUUUUCCAAUUCCUUGCUUGCAGAAAGCUCACCAUCUGCAGAUCGUUUAUCUGAAUCUCAACAGGAAAGAGAGGUUCCUGAUGAUAAUAUCUUGGGACAAGAGACUCCUAUGACUAGCAUAAAAACAAUUGAUCAGAUUGAUCUUUUGAGGGAGCAGAAAAAGAUUUUGUCCGGAGAGGUGGCACUCCAUACAAGUGCUUUAAAGCGGCUAUCUGAAGAGGCUACAAAGAACCCCAAGAAGGAACAAAUCCAUGUGGAGAUGAGAAAGUUGAGUGAUGAAAUUAAGGGUAAGAACGAACAAAUUGCUUUACUUGAAAAGCAAAUUGCUGAUUCCAUCAUUACUUCCCACAACAAAAUGGAUAAGUUGGAAAUAUCACAAUCUAUUGCUGAAUUGGUGGGGCAAUUGAAUGAGAAGUCUUUUGAACUUGAGGUUAAAGUUGCUGAUAAUCGAAUAAUCCAAGAGCAGCUCAAUCAAAAGAUAUGUGAAUGUGAAGAAUUGCAGGAAUCAGUUGCAUCCUUGAAGCAGCAGCUAUCUGAUGCACUAGAGUCGAGAAAUUUUGGCCCAAGGGAAGGAGAACUUAGCUUUUACAAAGAAAAUACGGUGUUGAGCAAUUCAAAUGAAGGGUUUCUUGUGCAAGCACAGGCAACCGAGAUUGAAGAACUGAAGCAGAAAGUGGCUGAGCUGACAGAGUCAAAGGAACAGCUAGAGUCCCGGAAUCAUAAACUGGCUGAGGAGAGUUCAUAUGCCAAAGGGUUAGCCUCUGCUGCUGCGGUUGAGCUGAAGGCAUUAUCGGAGGAAGUUGCAAAACUGAUGAAUCACAAUGAGAGAUUAUCUGCCGAGGUGGUGGCACUAAAGAACUCCCCCACCCAACGCAGAAGCAGCAGUUCAGGAAGGAAUGGUCGGAGAGAUGGUUUCAUAAAACGGCACGAGCAAGGUCCGCCCCCCUCAGAUAUAAAGAGAGAGCUAGCCUUGAGUCGUGAGAGAGAACUUUCAUAUGAAGCUGCUCUAUUGGAAAAUAAUCAAAGGGAGGCUGAGCUUCAUCGGAAGGUAGAGGAAUCCAAACAGAGAGAAGCUUAUCUUGAAAAUGAACUUGCCAACAUGUGGGUUCUUGUCGCGAAACUGAAAAAAUCUCAUGGAGCUGAGACUGAUGAUGCUUCAACAAGAGACACCCCGAGAGCUGAUAAUUUUGACAUUUGGAACAGUGAUCCAGUGGGAUUUCAGUAAGUAAAUAGAAGAUGCGAAUUGUAAGUGGGAGCUGUUGGUGUACUUCAAAUGAGGCCUAUUGUGCAUUUAAAGUUUGGCCUUUUUUUCCCCUUUUCUUUUUGAAUUGGUUCCUGAUCACUGUACACCCAUUCUGUGUUUUGUUUUUAUUAUUAUCAUUAUUAUUAGAAGCAUUUAUUCCAGAGGCAAA
Malania oleifera is the source of this 3742-nucleotide messenger RNA. Its product is annotated as kinesin-like protein KIN-7K, chloroplastic. NCBI's taxonomy places the organism in Eukaryota, Viridiplantae, Streptophyta, Magnoliopsida, Santalales, Ximeniaceae. The record is from RefSeq and is a predicted model, not a curated record. Gene Ontology annotation, molecular function: microtubule binding; microtubule motor activity; ATP binding. Gene Ontology annotation, biological process: microtubule-based movement. The transcript is spliced from 23 exons. The coding region runs from base 523 to 3555 and encodes 1010 amino acids.